AUGAAUCCAGCAGCAAAAAUAAUUGGUCUCCGUCAAGGUCAUCCUUUGAGGGUGGUGAAUGGUCAGGAUUCGCCUUGGGGCAGCCAGCCUCCAGCUACACCAAGCUUGGAGGAUCCCAGAUCUUCGUCUCCGGCCUUCGAGACCUGGACUCCACUUCGAUCCGUCGACCCUUUGGUGUCGCCUUGGCUCAAAGCUCCCUCAUCUCCAUUGUGGCCCGUUAGUCCACCGGCUCCGCCAGGCUUCCUCGUUCCUCCGGCUCCACCUUGGUCAUUCGUCGACCUGCCCUCGCCUCAGGACUACACUCCUCCGGCUUCGCCUCAUCCCUCCAUCCCUCCGGCUCUGUUGGGCUCCUCUCUCCCUCCGGCUCCGCCUUGGUCCUCAGUCACUCCGGCUCCACCGCGGCCUUCCGGAACCCCACCUUCGCCUCGGUCGCCAGAGCCGUCGGCUCCACCAUGGCCCUCCGAUCCCUCAGUGUCACCCUGGCUCUUCGGCUCUCCGUCUUCACCUUGGGCCCCCCGUCCACCGGCUCCGUUUCUGUCAGUCGGACCCCUGAGACCUCCUGUUUCACUCCCCUCAUGGUUCCUCCCUCCAUCAACUCCACCGUGA
This is a messenger RNA of Sinocyclocheilus rhinocerous, 606 nucleotides long. Its product is annotated as vegetative cell wall protein gp1-like. The record is from RefSeq and is a predicted model, not a curated record. The transcript has 2 exons. Bases 1 to 606 code for a protein of 201 amino acids. Lineage: Eukaryota; Metazoa; Chordata; Actinopteri; Cypriniformes; Cyprinidae.